This is a messenger RNA of Nelumbo nucifera (sacred lotus), 1536 nucleotides long. RefSeq names its product tetraspanin-10-like. Gene Ontology annotation, biological process: auxin-activated signaling pathway. Gene Ontology annotation, cellular component: membrane. Lineage: Eukaryota; Viridiplantae; Streptophyta; Magnoliopsida; Proteales; Nelumbonaceae. The record is from RefSeq and is a predicted model, not a curated record.
UUGACUCUUGAUUCUUGUCCCCUAUUCCUCUCCAGUUUCCAGCUGCUCAAAAACAAAUAGCCGUACUACUAAUCCUGUAUUGAAUAUCUGGAUAUAGUGAUCAGAUUUAACUGAUUAUUGACCAGUUUAACUCUUCUGCUUACUUCUGUUUCUCUUCGUUGAUUAAUGGAGUGAGUAUAAGUGCCACUUCAGAAUAUUACUACCUUUUAAAUUUAAAUCAUGUACACUGGCAGAAAAUCCGACAUUGUGCUUUACAAUCUUGCAUAGAGUUGUCUCUCUCUCCUCUCUGCGUAUUCUUGUGUUUUUAUUUUUAUUAUUAUUUUUUUUAAUUUUCUGUGGAAGCUUAAGAGGGAAAAGAAGGAAAGGAAAGAGAGGAAAUAUGGGUUCCGGAACAAGCACCUUCGUAAUCAGAUGGAUCAACUUCCUCACCAUGCUAAUUGCAGUAGCUGUCAUUUGUUUUGGGGUGUGGAUGAAUACUCACCAAGACGGCUGCCGAAAGUCACUCGCUUUCCCUGUUCUAGGUCUUGGCGGCCUCAUUCUUCUCAUAUCUUUAAUUGGGUUUAUGGGCGCAUUGAAGAAUAUCUCCAUAUUGCUCUGGAUUUAUCUAGUGAUGUUAUGCCUGAUCUUAGUGGGAAUUCUGGUAUUCACAGUACUAGCGUUCAUUGUAACAAAUAAUGGAUCUGGUCAUUCCAAAGCUGGUAUUCGGUACAAGGAGUAUCAACUUCAAGAUUACAGUUCUUGGUUUUUGAAAGAAUUGAAUAACACACGGAACUGGGAGCAAUUGAAGACCUGUCUUGUGAAAUCUGAAGACUGUAAUAAUCUCUCCAAGAAAUAUAAGACUCUUAAACAGUACAAAAUGGCAAAACUCACCCCUAUUGAGGCUGGUUGUUGUCGACCACCAUCUGAGUGUGGCUACCCUGCUGUAAAUGCUUCAUAUUAUGACUUGAGUUUUCAUCCGGUUAGUUCUAACAAUGACUGCAAACUCUACAAAAACUCCCGAGCCAUAAGGUGUUACAGUUGUGAUUCUUGCAAGGCUGGAGUUGCGCAAUACAUGAAAACUGAAUGGAGAGUGGUUGCGAUCUUUAAUGUGAUUCUGUUUGUUGUCUUGUCAAUGAUCUACUUUGUGGGAUGCUGUGCAAGAAGAAAUGCUGCCAGGAGUUGUUCGUCCAAAGUUUGAAAAGAACUGCUCUCCCAAUACGUCACUCGCGAGGAAAUUAAGACUCAUUUCCCAAUAUUCAUGGAUUAUUCCAUGCAUUCACAAAGAUGAAGGCAACGGGUAAUGAGAAAUGUACAAUGUUGGCAUUCCUUUGGGUCUGCAGUUGUGGAUUUUUUUUUUUCCCUACAGGCAGUGAAAGCAUAAUUCUGAGUUUGUUGCUUUCAUAUUAGGGUGUUGUCAUCAUCCAAAGCCUUAUCUCAAUUUCAUGGGGUUGGUUACAUGAAUCCUAUUUCGCCAUUUCAUUCUGUUCAAAGCCAUAUUCAUUGUAGGGUGUGUGCAAUGACGGGAAUAUUAAUCCAUCAAUGGACCUAGAAAGUGCA